UUUCUCGGCCGAGUCGUCUUCUUCCUUCGAUUUGUCCUUCCCCAUUCCCAUCCACCUCCACGAACGCAAGAGGACGCUGUUGCAAGCCCCACCCAAAUAGUCGUUGCAAGCCGCUCUAAGGCUGCAAGGCAAGGCGCCGGCCACCGCUCCCAGCCACCGGUGUGCGAGAUGUGCUUGGCUGCUGCCCAACCAGCGCACCAGCGUGCGAGAUCAGGGCUCGGCGGCGCCCCCAAUGCACCGGUGGAUGACCCUUGCAGCAGGCACGUUCACGACCGGCCUUGCGGCACCAGCUAGCCAUGGAUCUCGCAUGGGGGCGGCGACGCUUCAUGGUGCAGUAAAGCGAUGUCUGGCGCGACGCGCUCGUGGUGUUGCCAACACGACGAGCUCUGCGGGUGGUGCUGAAGGGAAGUGCGCUGGGUUGCAAUGGAGCGCUGAUGGAGGCUGCAAUGGAGCGUCGCGUGAGUCGUUGAAGCGACGCCGGAGCUACAAUGAAGCGCACCGGAGCUUCGUUGAAGCACGCCGGAGUUGUAAUGAAGCACGCCGGAGCAGCGAUGAAGCGUGCCGGAGCUUCAUUGAAGCACGCCGGAGCUGCGAUGAAGCGUGACGGAGCUUCAUUGAAGCACGUCGGAGCAGCGACGAAGCAUGUCGGGGCUUCAUUGAAGCAUGCCAGAGCUGCACUGAAGUACACCGGAGCUGCAGUGAAUCAUGUCAGGGGUCGUUGAAGCUCGUCAGGGGUUGCAAGGGAGCGCUUCCAGGGAUUGCAAUGGAGUGUCGUUGGGGCUGCAAUGGAGUGCCGCAUGGUGCUUCCAUGGAAGCUGUUGUGCUGAAGCUUUUUUGGUCGCGCUCGUCAUUGCCAUUUGAGCAGCACCCAGAUGGCUCCGCGGUGCUGUGAUGGAACGAUCGCCGGCGGCUCCAGUGCCGCGAGGUCACCAACGUGCUGUGAGGUAGCAGACGGGUGCAGAACUGCAGAUACUAGAUGCUGUGCGUGGUGGACGGAAGAACAAAGGAGGAAGAAGUUGACUCCGUCUGUUGUGAUCGCACGAUCAGUAUCCGUCAGAUCGGACGGCUGGCUAGGCGGCUUAAUUCUGGAACAAAUCAUCUGGCUGAUUUGUGGCAGCCGCCCAAAACCUAAACAAUGUUCACAUGGCGUGAACCGUGGAUAGCAAGUAGCAUGCUCCUGUUUGACUAGCACUAAAAUACUUCGUGCGUGGAUAGCCACGGCGCGGCAGAGCGCUCAGCCUGAGCCCAUUAAGCCGCCAUUCCUUCUCGCCAACCGCCCCACCGGCAAGUCCAGCUUCUGAUCGCGCCAUGGACGCCGGUUCCUUGUCCUCGCCGCUGCACAUCGUGGUCGUCCCGUGGCUCGCGUUUGGCCACCUGCUCCCGUACCUGGAGCUCUCCGAGCGGCUCCCCGAGCGCGGCCACCGCGUGUCCUACGUCUCCACGUCGCGCAACCUCGCCCGCCUCCCCACGCUGCGCCCCACCGCGGUGCCGCGCGUGGACUUCGUCAUGCUCCCGCUUCCGAGCGUCGACGGCCUCACCGACGGUGCUGAGUCCACCAACGAUGUGCCCGACGACAAGCGGGGGCUCCACUUCAAGGCCUUCGACGGCCUCGCCACGCCCUUUGCGGAGUUCAUGGCCGCCGCGUGCACCGACGAGGCCACCAGGCCUCACUGGGUCAUUGCUGAUUGCUUCCACCACUGGGCCGCCGCCGCCGCCGAGCACAAGGUCCCAUGCGCGAUACUUCUUCCGACCGCUGCUUUGAUCGCUACAGCGCACCGUGACUCGCUAUCGGAACACGGGGGAGCACCGGCUGUGACCCGCACUACCCGCCCUCGUUACGAGGAGGAGGAGACAGCACCCGUCUACGAUGACCAUGGCGCGUCGGGUAUGUCCAUCGUCCAGCGCUUUUACUUGACGAAAGAGAAGUGUGCGCUUGCGGCCAUUCGGAGCUGCGUCGAGUGGGAACCCGAGUCCUUCCCGCUGGUGCCAACGGUCAUCGGCCUACCGGUUGUGCCCCUCGGCCUUCUGCCGCCGUCACCCGAUGGAGGCCACCGUGCCGACGGCACCAAUGGAUCAGCAGAGCACGGCACCGUGCACUGGCUGCACGUGCAGCCGCCGGGCUCGAUGCUGUAUGUGGCGCUGGGGAGCGCGGUACCGCUGCGUGUGGAGCAGGUGCACGAGCUGGCCCUCGGGCUGGAGCUCACCGGGACACGCUUCCUCUGGGUGAUGAAGCUAUCAGUCGACGACGACGGCGCCGACAUGCUUCCUCCCGGUUUCCAAGAGCGCACUCGUGACCAGGGGCUGGUGACCACGGGGUGGGUUCCCCAGAUGAGCAUCCUGGCGCACGCCGCUGUGGGUGGGUUCCUGACGCACUGCGGCCGGAACUCGCUGAUCGAGGGUCUCCUGUUCGGGCACCCUCUCGUCAUGCUGCCCAUCUGCGUGGCCCAAGGGCCCAACGCGCGGCAAAUGAAGGUGAAGAAUGUAGGGUUGCAGGUGGCGAGGGACGAGAGUGAUGGGUCGUUCGACCGCCAUGGCGUCGCGAGCGCGGUCCGGGCUGUCAUGGUUGAUGGAGAGGCCAGGAGGAGCUUCAUGGCAGGUGCAGCGAAGAUGCAGGAGGUCGUAGCUAAUACGGAGCGGCAGGAGAGGUACGUUGACGAGUUUGUACAUCGCCUUAGAUCUUACACCGCCGAAGGCCAUUUCCGUACAGUCGCGUCUGCCUCGCUUUGAGCCACUGACAGGUGGGUUAAUGGCCCUAAGUCAGCUAAGAUGAAGUCAGUGAAUCUCAACCCCCUCAUUACCUCAGACUUCAUGAAUU
Triticum dicoccoides is the source of this 2815-nucleotide messenger RNA. RefSeq names its product UDP-glycosyltransferase 91C1-like. Gene Ontology annotation, molecular function: UDP-glucosyltransferase activity. The transcript has 3 exons. NCBI's taxonomy places the organism in Eukaryota, Viridiplantae, Streptophyta, Magnoliopsida, Poales, Poaceae. The record is from RefSeq and is a predicted model, not a curated record. The coding region runs from base 1309 to 2727 and encodes 472 amino acids.